GAAGGGGACGAAGACAACGAGCGACGGGGCGGAGGAGGAGGAGGAGGAGGAAGAGGAGGCCGACCAACAAGAUGGCCCCUGCUGCAGGAGCAGCCUCAGCAGCAGCAGGUGGGAGGCCGGAGGCGGCGCUGGCGGUGGCGGCGGCGGCGGCCGUGGCCCGGCGGCCUGGGACAGAGUCAGAGUCGACGGUGGCGGCGGCGGCGGUGACGGCUGCCGCAGCAGUGGCGACGGCCGCGGGGACUCGGAGCUGAGAGGAGCUGCUGCUCGGACCAGCGCGGUUAUAUUUCACACUAUGUGCUGACUGUAUCUACAGAAGAUAUUUAAAAAAAAAAAAAACUUUUUUCAAAGAUUUUGAUUCCAGUGGAAUCUUUGCUUUAGAUUAUUUUGUGUGUGUGUGUGUGUGUGAAUUGUAACUCCAGUAACAAUGCCUGUACAAGCUCCACAAUGGACGGAUUUCCUCUCCUGCCCGAUUUGCACUCAGACCUUUGAUGAAACAAUUCGAAAGCCCAUCAGUUUGGGUUGUGGCCAUACUGUCUGCAAGAUGUGCCUGAAUAAGCUCCACCGCAAGGCUUGCCCCUUUGACCAGACCACUAUCAACACAGACAUUGAGCUCCUCCCUGUGAACUCAGCUCUGCUGCAGCUAGUGGGUGCUCAGGUCCCGGAGCAGCCCCCCAUUACUUUGUGUAGUGGGGUUGAAGAUACAAAGCAUUAUGAGGAAGCCAAGAAAUGUGUAGAAGAGUUAGCAUUGUACCUGAAACCACUCAGCAGUGCUAGAGGAGUGGGUCUGAAUAGCACUACUCAGAGUGUUCUGAGUCGCCCAAUGCAGAGGAAGCUGGUGACUCUGGUCCACUGCCAACUAGUGGAAGAAGAAGGCAGGAUUCGUGCUAUGAGAGCAGCUCGAUCUUUAGGUGAACGAACAGUUACAGAGCUCAUUCUUCAGCACCAGAAUCCUCAGCAACUCUCCUCUAAUCUUUGGGCAGCAGUCAGGGCUAGGGGCUGCCAGUUCCUUGGACCAGCAAUGCAGGAGGAAGCUUUAAAGCUGGUUCUCCUGGCCUUGGAAGAUGGUUCUGCUUUGUCAAGAAAAGUAUUGGUUCUCUUUGUGGUGCAAAGGUUGGAGCCGCGGUUUCCUCAGGCCUCUAAAACUAGCAUUGGGCAUGUUGUCCAGCUCCUUUAUAGAGCUUCCUGCUUCAAGGUCACCAAACGUGAUGAAGACUCUUCUUUGAUGCAGCUAAAAGAAGAAUUUAGAACCUAUGAAGCUUUGCGGCGAGAACAUGACUCCCAGAUAGUGCAAAUUGCCAUGGAAGCAGGCUUACGAAUUGCACCAGACCAAUGGUCCUCUUUACUUUAUGGAGACCAGUCUCACAAGUCUCAUAUGCAGUCAAUUAUUGACAAGUUGCAGACCCCAGCCUCUUUUGCACAAAGUGUUCAGGAACUAACAAUUGCUCUCCAGCGAACUGGAGAUCCAGCAAAUUUGAACCGACUAAGACCCCAUUUGGAGCUAUUGGCAAACAUUGACCCUAGUCCAGAUGCUCCUCCUCCUACUUGGGAGCAGCUGGAAAAUGGACUGGUUGCUGUGCGGACUGUGGUACAUGGGCUAGUAGACUAUAUCCAGAACCAUAGCAAAAAGGGAGCAGAUCAACAGCAGCCUCCACAGCAUAGCAAAUAUAAAACAUACAUGUGUCGAGAUAUGAAGCAGAGGGGAGGAUGCCCUCGUGGGGCCAGCUGUACGUUUGCACACUCACAGGAGGAACUGGAGAAGUUUCGUAAAAUGAACAAACGCCUAGUUCCCAGAAGACCCCUCAGUGCCUCUUUGGGUCAACUUAAUGAGGUGGGCCUGCCUUCAGCAGCUGUCCUUCCAGAUGAAGGUGCAGUGGAUCUGCCUAGCAGAAAAACCCCUGCUCUGCCAAAUGGAAUUGUAUCAGCAGGGAAUACGGUAACACAGCUGAUUCCCCGAGGGACAGACGCCACCUACGAUUCUAGCCUCAAGCCAGGAAAGAUAGAUCAUCUGAGCAGUAGUGCCCCUGGAUCCCCUCCUGACCUGCUAGAAUCUGUCCCUAAGAGUAUUUCUGCCUUACCUGUGAAUCCACAUCCUGUACCUCCAAGGGGGCCAACAGAUUUGCCUCCUAUGCCUGUCACCAAACCACUUCAGAUGGUACCACGAGGUUCUCAGUUAUACCCAGCACAACAGGCAGAUGUUUAUUAUCAGGAUCCUCGAGGAGCUGCGCCACCAUUUGAACCAGCACCUUAUCAGCAGGGUAUGUACUAUACUACACCACCACAGUGUGUAUCUCGCUUUGUCAGACCUCCACCGUCUGCUCCUGAACCUGGUCCUCCCUACUUGGAUCAUUAUCCACCCUAUCUCCAAGAUCGUGUAGUAAACUCUCAGUAUGGCACACAGCCACAACAAUACCCACCUAUGUACCCACCACACUAUGAUGGCCGCCGAGUAUACCCUGCUCAGUCUUACACAAGAGAGGAGAUUUUCCGAGAAAGUCCUAUACCCAUUGAGAUUCCACCUGCAGCAGUACCAUCCUAUGUACCAGAAUCCAGAGAAAGAUACCAACAGAUGGAGGGUUACUAUCCAGUGGCUCCUCAUCCAACUCAGAUCAGACCUUCGUACAUGAGAGACCCUCCGUAUAGCCGGCUUCCUCCUCCUCCUCAGCCCCAUCCUAGUCUAGAUGAGCUACAUCGCAGACGAAAGGAAAUAAUGGCCCAGCUGGAGGAAAGGAAGGUUAUCUCUCCACCUCCUUUUGCACCUUCACCAACAUUGCCUCCUACCUUUCAUCAAGAGGAAUUUCUGGAUGAAGACUUGAAGGUAGCUGGGAAAUACAAAGGAAAUGAUUAUAGCCAGUAUUCUCCCUGGUCAUGCGACACCAUCGGCUCCUACAUUGGAACCAAAGAUGCAAAACCCAAAGAUGUGGUGGCAGCAGGGAGUGUGGAAAUGAUGAAUGUGGAGAGUAAAGGAAUGAGAGAUCAACGACUGGAUCUUCAGAGAAGAGCUGCAGAAACCAGUGAUGAUGACCUUAUCCCAUUUGGAGACCGACCAACUGUAUCGCGGUUUGGUGCCAUCUCUCGAACCUCCAAAACAAUAUAUCAGGGUGGUGGUCCAAUGCAGGCUAUGGCACCUCAGGGAGCUCCCACAAAACCUAUUAAUAUUUCAGAUUAUAGUCCAUAUGGAACCCACGGUGGCUGGGGAGGAUCUCCAUAUUCACCUCAUCAAAACAUACCUUCUCAGGGACACUUCAGUGAGAGGGAGAGACUGUCCAUGUCAGAAGUGGCCAGUCAUGGAAAACCCCUUCCGUCUGCUGAGAGGGAACAGCUACGACUGGAAUUGCAACAACUAAACCAUCAAAUCAGCCAACAGACUCAGCUCCGUGGACUAGAGGCUGUUAGUAACAGGCUGGUGUUGCAGAGGGAGGUGAACACCCUGGCAGGCCAGUCACAGCCCCCACCACCACCUCCAAAAUGGCCUGGAAUGAUUUCAAGUGAGCAGUUGAGCUUGGAACUGCACCAGGUGGAAAGGGAAAUCGGGAAGAGAACCCGGGAACUGAGUAUGGAGAACCAGUGUUCUCUGGACAUGAAAAGCAAAUUGAAUACAAGCAAGCAAGCCGAAAACGGACAACCAGAACCACAAAAUAAGGUUCCAGCUGAGGACCUUACAUUGACAUUUAGUGAUGUACCAAAUGGCUCAGCGUUGACACAAGAGAAUAUCAGCCUCCUGUCAAACAAGACCAGCUCUCUGAACCUGUCAGAGGACCCCGAGGGAGGAGGUGACAACAAUGACUCCCAGAGAGCGGGAGUCACACCCACUUCUGCUCCCUAAAUUAUGAAGAGUCCAACUUUUAUCUUUUGCUCCUGAUCAAUUUGUGGGGCAUAGGGGUAGGAGAACAGAUAACUUCUAAACUUUUUCUCUGAGAGUGGUCAGAGAAAUCCAGGAAAAGUACCGGAGGCAAUGUGCACAAACACCACUACUAAAAACAAACCCUGCACAUAGUUCACAUUAAUGCAUUUUUUAAUUUAAAAAAAAGGAAAAAGAAAAAGAAAAUUAGCAGUAUCUGCAAGCAAUUCAGAUUAAAUUUGUUUUUGUUCUGUGAAUGAACUUUAUUUUAAUAACUUUGGACGCCUUGGAUCCAGGGCUUUAAAAAAAAAAGAAGAUAUUAUAUAUACACUCUGUUUGAUUAAUUGUAUGAUCUUAAUGAAGUAGGUUUUUCUUGUAUUUUGGUAUUAUUACAUACCCAGUGUAUAAUUCCUUUCCCCCAAUCCUUGCCAACUUUCGCAAACCCCAUAAAUUAAAACAGACAGAAAGCACCGGACUGUCUUGAGAAUUCUGUGGUGCUUGAGAAACAAAGACAGUACUAGACUAGUUAUUAGAAAAUGUGCAGCACACCAACUUUUCUAAGAGCUAUUACUUAAAAGUCAUAAUUUUCUUUCCCUUUCUGGUAACUGGCUUCAUGUGUAUGUUUUUCAUAUGGCACUAAAACUUCUUAUUGUUCAGGAGGGAUUUGUUUCUUGUUUUUGUUUUUAUUUCAGCUAUUUCAGAGAGAUAAUUACCAGUUAAUUUUUUGAAGUCCUCAUUUCCGUAUUACGGAUCUAUUUCAUUCUCUUAAUGUAAUCAGAAAGCCAGACCAAUACUGUAGGCUGUUUGAUUAGAUUUAAUGGCGAUUAUUUUAAGAAUGAACUGUGAUUUAUUAGUACUGAAAAUACAUGGUUGGUAUAUUACCUGUACUGAGCUGAUGGUUGGAAAUUUGGAGCUGUGCUUUUUCAAAUUAAACUUUGGCUAAAAUCAUAAAAUGUAUUAAAAAAAACCCAGGAAAAUCAACCAUGUUUUAAAACUGCAACACUUGACUUGAAGUGAAAAUGAACAGUCAUAUUAUUUCAGUGGAUGUUUUGUUUUGUUUUACUGUCAAAACCCAAAAGUAUAAAAUAAAAUGAAAGCCCCUGGCUUUCAAAUAGAUUUGGCAAAUACAGACUGCCCAGAUCUUAAGGAUAGUUUAUGAAUUGUAGUUUAUGAAUUGACUAGUUGUUCAGAAUCAUUGGCACCAGUAGGUAGUAAGUACCUAAAAGUCAGUUUUCAUAGACUUGACUUUACAAUAGUGAAGAGAUUCUUCAUGAAAAUGUUGAAAAGAAUAAGGAAGAAUUUUUUUUAAUUUAGUUCUGCUGCACAUAUUCUGAUGCCAUGUGUCUAUACUGAACUAAGACCUUAUAAAACGUUUUUAGUGGGGAUUAUUUGAUAUAGUCACCUUCCCAUCCCUCUGUUUGCCUGAUUUUUAAGAAAUUUCCCUUUCUGGAUUAUACUACUAAAACAGAAAGCACUGGUUAUGUAAUAAGUUACUGCAUUGCUUUGGUUGGGUAAAAGCAAGAGUUUGUAUUUUUCUUGUUUCUUAUUUUCUUAACCCUUAACUCCUGCUGAGGUCAUAACAACCUCAGUGUAAGCUCUGUGUCCAUCAUACUGUUAACUGAAACAAAUGGGGGGAGGGGGGAGGGAAAUACAGUCCUGCCAUUGCCUACCAGUAGGAGAGUCCAAACAGAACACUCUUUUGAGUAGCGAUUAUUUAAUUUGCCCAGUCAAGGCACCGUGUUUAUAUACUAUUUCACAUUGAAUUUGAUUAUGCCCUACAGACCUGGCUGGUCAAGGAUUUGAUAUACACAUAUUGGCUUGGGAUUCGAGCUUUCUUUUUUAUUUAAAUAAAAAUUUAUAUAUAUUAUAUAUAUAUACAUAUAUACAUAGCUAUAUCUGUAUAUAUAUUGGGUAUGUUUUAAGGAUUUUUUCGCAUGAGCGCAGCUGUUGCGAUAAAAUGACUGAUUGGGAGGUAGAAGCACUGAAUGGAAGAUGAGGCAUUUUUUCAGUUGAUACCAUAUUUUCCUUUCCUAAAAAUACACACUUGCUUUUUUUGCUUUUUUGUUUGUUUUCUUUUUUGCUUAAAACCCUCUUAUAUGUAAGUGCUUAUUGUUUUUUGGGAGAAGGAGAGAAACUUUGUAUGUCUGACAGAGUCCCAAGAUUUUUUAUUUUUUUGUAUAACUAUAAAAGGCAACAUUCUUGGCCUCCAACUUUCUGUAGGCAGAUUUGGGCAGAUCUUAUUUCUCCUUUGGACAUACUAGAUAACUCCUAAAUUUUAGAAGCAGUUGGUUCAAUUUGGAACUCAGAAUGAUUCUGGUAUUAGAAGGGAAUUUAUGGGUAUUAAUUUUGUUGAAGUUCAGAAUAAAAGUAAAAUUCUAUUUUGGAUAUCCAUUGAAACAUCUAAUAAGUCAACUUCUGUUAUUCUUGUUUAUAUAUCCUCCAAAUACACUCCUUGCUUUCACCAUUUUGAUUUUGUAAGCUAGGCAGGAAUAGAUGUUAACUUAUAUAGUAUUCCUAUUCUGAAUAAAACCAGAAAAGCCACUGUUUUGAAUUGACUUAAAAUAAUCCUUUUCACUUUUUAAGUUAAUUUCAUUGGGGGUGGGGGUAGGGACAGAUCUCUUAAAUUGUAGCCUUAAUUCUAGCUGUACUUCAGUGAGGCCCCACAUACUCUAAAGGAAAUCUGGUUGGGUAGAAAGGCAGAAGAAUGAUAUCCUAUCCCAUUGUGCCUAUAACUUACCUAUUUUAAAUUAGUCAUUCUGCCUUAUCUCAUGGAAAUUCUUACAACUUUCCUAGUAGUCAGAAGCAGUUUUAGGAAUUAAAUAAAAACUCCAAAGUUUGGAUUUUUUUUCCCCCCUUUUCUCUGAUACACUUUGUGAAAUGAUGAACCUAUAAGGGUAAGUGGCCUUUUUGGGCAAAACUGCUUGACUCCUUUUUUUUUUAACUGCUUGACUAUUCAGCUGCUUUUUUUUUUUGUCAAAACCUGUGAAAGGCAUUGAUUUUUUUUUUUGGCUUUUAAAAUGUAUGCCUUUAGAGACAGUUAAGAGAUUAAAUCAUUCAGAUAGGAAAUACAGUUUUUAUGCUUUCUACUUAGUAAGUAAAAUAUUAAUUUCUUCUGGAGAUGACUUUAUUUGCUUUUCACUGAAUUCAGAAGCAAGACUGACAUCACAGAUGAACAUGAGCAAUUCUGAGAGGGUUAAGGUAGGAGUAUAAUAAGCAUUGUGUUCACUCUUGUUUAGAUAACAAAACCAGAAUCUUAUUAUAGUUAGGAAUAUAAAAGUACUUUGACUUAUUUUUUUCCAAGGUAUCUCUGGAAAAGAGUAGAAGAACUGAAAAUAAGAUAUCUACACGCAGUUUCCUAACAUACAUAGUUCUUUUGCCUUAUAGAUACUGUCACAAGAUAAGUCCAAUAGCUGUCCUGUCUUGGGUGAUUUACAGAAGCUAAAGUGACCAAAGAUCCAUUCCUUUUUACUUUUGUAAUCAAAAGAACAGUUAGUUAUAACAUAGGUUUCUAGUAAUAGUAUUCACAUGAUAAGACACUUAUUUCUAAUGCCAGCUACAGAUACCCAAAUACUCAGAAUGCAUAAAAAAUUAUUUGGCAUUAAUGUGGCUGAUUCCCUUCUCUCAGCUUAUUUCCCUUCCCUUCUCCUAGACUUUCCCGUGUAUUCUUUUGCCUAAAAGACAUAAAGUUGGUAUGAUUCUUAUUUGCUACCAUGAAUAUGUAACUCCAUCAUACUUUCCAUAGGUCUUCAGGGUUAGAACUCAAAGUUUUUUUUCCUGGCCCUUUUCUAUCUUGCAAAUUCCCCUUGACUUACCCACUGCCCUCCCCAAUCUGCAACAGUGACAGUUUGCUGCCUCAAAACAGAGCAUUCAAAUGAAUUCGCUUAGCCAAUAACUUCUGUGAAGUUGCCUUUUCUAAUGGUGUUAUUACUCAGUGAUGCACAAAUGUGGUAUUUGCCCUACUGGUAGGCAAACAAAGGUCUGGUUAAGAAUGGUAACCUGCUGUUUUCUUUAAAGGAGAGCCAAAGACUUGUGCUUUACUCUGUUUUGGUUUUGGGGGAAAUAGCCAUUUUGAUUGUGAAACCUUUUAGUAUUUGUGAGUUGAUUGUAUUGUGUAAGUAGAUUUAUCUGAAGUUAACUGUUAACAGUAGCUGGCCUUAUAAAAUGUAAAAGUAAUGAAAAUUCACCAGUUUCUCUAAACCAGUGAAUGUCAUCUUUUACAAUAUUGUGUGUAAGCAGUACCCCCGUUUUUUGAGAUUAUCUUGUCAAUGAUAGCAUCUUGUGUGUUUUGGUUUUUAACUUGUGCUGAAGGACAAUCUAUAUCACUAUGGUCAAGCUAUGAGACCGGGUAAAAGAAUUCAUUACCAUGUGACUGGUGAGAAAUAAACUAUAGUCACUGCAUGUAAGAUUAUAUUCAGAUUUGGAGAAAAACAGAUUCUUUUCACUAAAAAGUAUUUGAUUGCUUUUAAAUACACAUGGUGAUGGGUGGAGGUCUUACCAUCUUUUUUCCACUUCGUUUUUGCUCAUUUUAAAGAACUGAGUAAAGGUUUCGUAAUAUAAAAUCUACCUGUAAAAAGCACCUGUAAUGAUAGUUAUUUUAUUAAAAGGAAAGACCCAGUUACUUUUUAGGAAAAAUUAAUAACCUGCCUGGAAAUUAACUGCAGCAUUUACUUAGAUUUGUCCCCUAUAGGAGCCUGAUUGUAUUUAUUUUUUAGUUGGUGAUACCUGGUGAUAGUGUUGCAAGAUGAUCUCUUCCCUGAAAAAUCAGCCUGUCCUUUUAGAAAAAAAAUAGAGCAACUAAACUAAAGCAGAUUUCACUUUCAACAUUAGGGACUGAACAAGCAAACAGUUUACUGCUGUCAUCAUUUUACUCAUUUUGCUGGUCCUCAUUCAUACCUUUCUACCUUGGACAGCUAUGACUUUUGUAUUUAUUUGUUGCUUCAGCUCAGCUUUAUGAAAUUUUCCUGCUGAAAGGACUUAUUGGGAGUUGUAGGUGGAUUGCAGUUAAUAUUUUAUUAAAUUCUUAAUUUAACUUUUCUGAGCCAUUUGAAAAAGAAAGCUGUUUUUGUCAAAAGGUACUGUUAAUUACAGUAAAUACCAACUUAAGAUUAGGUUUUUAAGGUUUGAUUGCUUUGACUGCUAAAGAUGUUUUCAUAUAUAACAGAUUCUAAUUGAAAAGUAAUACUAGCUAUGAUGUUAAUAAAUAAUAGGACACUGCCACCACCAGGAAAAAGUAACACCUUUUAAUAGUAAAUGUGUUCCCAAUAGGUGGGUUUUCAAUACUGCACUGAACAAAGUGGGAAGAGUCCUUUGAAAUCCUAUUGUGAUAAAGGGACUUAACCUCACCACUGGAAUCCUUGUUUUCAGAGCCUCUGAAUUUUCAGCCAAACACUGAAUUUACUUUAAAUUUUAUUCCUGAACAAAACAUCCCUAGAGUAAUAACCUUUAUUUUCACAAGAAAAUAAGGCACAAUAACCCAAGAGAGAGAAGUUAAACCUCAAGAUAAUAUUGUGUCCAAAAGUGUGUAUUUAGGAAAGUUAAAUCCUGUGGAAUUAGUAUAUUAUAUACUAGAUAAGGUGACUUAUUUUCUUGUACUGAGGUCUCUCUGUUUCUGGUUGUUUUUGUUUUGUUUUGUUUUGUUUUGUUGUUUUUAACUCUUGAGUAGACAGAGCUCACAAGUCUUUGGCAUCCAUUUUAGGUUGUACACUCAGAGUCAUCUUAUAACUGGAAACUGUCAGACAGCCCUUACCCCCCACCCCAGCCAGUGCUUUAAAAGGGUCAAGAAAAGGAUGGAAAGAAACUACUGGAUAAUUGGUUGCCUGGUUGUUGUUGGGUUUUGGUUUGGGGGUGUGUGUGUGGGGGGGGGGUUGCCUGGUUGUUUUUUUUUAAAUCACCAUUUAUAGUGUAAUCAUUGAUUGGCUGCCAUUCUUAAAAUAAUAUCUAAACAACCCUGUAAAAUAUUCCUCUGAUUUAAAGGUAUUUUAAGCUUUUGUUUAUCAUUUUUACAUCCUCUGUUCAACGAAGGCACUGUCCUGAGAGCUACUUUUUCCAGGUGUAUUGUUGCCCACAUUUUCAUUAACCACACCCCACAUUCCAACCCCCUUCAUCCUUUCUCUUCUCACCUUCUGGAAAUGAAAGGAACUUGGGGGGAAUUUUUUUUUUUCCAUUUUAUUCACUGAUCCAGAGGCCUUGUUGUCUUACUUUAUGAUGAUACUACAACUUUUUGGAACAAGAGCAAUGGAAAAAGUGAAUUAAGAUGAUGAACAAAAUCUUUUACCCACUGAAGCAUUUUCCAGUUGUGAGAUUCCUCUUUGUGUGUGGUCUCUUCCCUUAUUACCCCUGCUACCCUUUUCCCCUGACCUUGGUCAAUUUGGUCUUUAGGCUCAUACCAGUCUCCCCGAGACAUUCUGCAGUCAUUAUCACCUUUUUGGGUGGAUUUUAUUUUGUUUUAUUUUGGGUUUUUUUGUUUUUUGUUUUUUUUAAAAAAAAAAACUUUUUAACAUUGAUGCAUAUUUGCUUGGGAUAGAGCUUGUGUAAUUUACCAAUCGUAUUGAUUGUAUGUGAUUGUGCCCUGCAGAGGUAUAUUUAACAAGACAAAAAUAAUUUAGGUUAAUAAAGGAGCCUAUGAGAUUUGAGUCAGGUUAUAAAUUCAUGAAAUCACUUAGUUUUGGAUAGUGAGAAUUUAUAUCUCCUAUUCUUAUAAAUCAGUGCUAGGCAAAAUACCAUUUUUAAGAAGUUCUCUUGCAUUCCUAUUUUUUUCCUUGCCUCAGCUCCCUGUUUUUUCUUAAGCCUGUCUCCACCCACCUGUUCAGAAAUAAAAAUAUUGAGUCUUAAAGUGACAGCUGAUUUUUAAAUUGCUAAAGUUUGUGAAAUUAUACUUUUUCCAAGUGUUUUCAACUUUUUUUUUUUAAAUGAAGACAAAUGGUUGAAAUUUCACAAGCUGUGAAUAAUUCUUUAGAUUCUGGCCAACUGUGAAAUCUUAUUUGAAGACUUUAUCUCUUGAAAGUUCUUUUGGAAUAGGAAAAAGAACCCUGUUUGAAAUGGACCAUUUUCUUCUCUUUUUAAUGUGUUUAUAUAUCCAAUUUUUAAACAGCCUUCAAAACAAGCGAGGUGGAAAUAAAGAGUAAUAGGAAGAUGUUUAGGGCAGCAGAAUUCUGGGUCUGAAUAAGUACAUGUUAUACUUGUCAGGUUUUUAAAAGGAUUAACCCCAUCCUUUUCAAUUUUGUAUUAUUUGUGUGCAUGUUGUUUAUAUCAAAGAUUCCACAUUUUGUUAAAAUCCUAUUUCCUUUCUUUAUUACCUUGGAAACUGACUCAGCCUCAUGUUGCUCCUAACUAGUGUUUAAAGCUCCCAAGAGUUGCAGAUAAAAGGGUUAUUUUAACAAGUAGAAGGAGGUGAUUCACCUUUCGGUUUGUAAAUAUCUGGUCUUUAUCUGCUUUCUGUCAGCAUUUAUAUUAAAUGAUAAAUUAAUGAGGAGAAA
Mirounga angustirostris (Northern elephant seal) is the source of this 11313-nucleotide messenger RNA. It is a transcript of the gene RC3H1, whose product is annotated as ring finger and CCCH-type domains 1. Bases 425 to 3823 code for a protein of 1132 amino acids. The record is from RefSeq and is a predicted model, not a curated record. NCBI's taxonomy places the organism in Eukaryota, Metazoa, Chordata, Mammalia, Carnivora, Phocidae. The transcript is spliced from 20 exons. Gene Ontology annotation, cellular component: cytoplasmic stress granule. Gene Ontology annotation, molecular function: RNA stem-loop binding; mRNA binding; metal ion binding. Gene Ontology annotation, biological process: nuclear-transcribed mRNA catabolic process, deadenylation-dependent decay; ubiquitin-dependent protein catabolic process; protein polyubiquitination.